GUUUCUUGUUGUUAAAGUAAUAUUAUGUGUAGUUCAUAAGAUAUACUUCGUUCCAUUUUCAGACACCACACUUGUAGUUUUGUAUGUCACCAUAGGUGAAUAUUUUAGAAUUAAAAACAAACAUGGCACCUAUUGUUCUGGCAUACUGGAAAAUCAGAGGGCUUGCUCAACCUGCUCGCUUGUUGCUUGGAUACACAAAAACUGAUUUUGAAGACAGGGUAUAUGAGAUUGGUGAUGGUCCAACGUAUGAUCGUUCAUGUUGGCUCGAUGUGAAAAACACUUUAGGACUGGAUUUUCCCAAUAUACCAUACUUAAUUGAUGGUGAUAUUAAAAUAACUCAAAGUAACGCUGUGAUGCGUUACUUAGGACGCAAGAAUAAACUGGAUGGUGAAACAGAAAUAGAAAAGGUUCGGGUUGAUAUAAUGGAGAAUCAGGCGAUGGACUUUCGAAAUGGUUUUGUAACGAUGGCUUAUUUUGCUGCAACAGCUGAAGAGUUUGAGCAAAAAAAGCAAGCCUACUUGGAAAAGAUUGGUGAUUUGCUGAAGAAAUUUGAUAAUUUUAUAAAUGGACGAAAAUAUUUUGCCAGUAAUAAGCUUACAUAUGUUGACUUUAUCAUGUACGAACUAUUGGACCAGCAUCGAUUAUUUAAGACCGAUAUUUUACAACCCUAUGAAAACUUGAAGGCUUUUAUGAAAAGUUUCGAGGAAAUCCCAGAGAUAGCCGAAUUUAUGAAAUCAGAUAAAUGUUUUAAAGGACCCAUCAACAACAAAAUGGCGUGGUUUAAAUAAAUUUUUUAAAAUAUAUUUAGUUCAGUUCUGCAGUAGCUAGAUAUUAUGCUUGCGAUUCUAACGAAGUAUUGAAAUAAAUAUGAAUGAAAAUCAGUAGAUAACAAA
Molecule: messenger RNA, 893 nt
Organism: Hydractinia symbiolongicarpus
Lineage: Eukaryota; Metazoa; Cnidaria; Hydrozoa; Anthoathecata; Hydractiniidae
Product: glutathione S-transferase Mu 5-like
Exons: 11
Coding region: 123-788 (221 amino acids)
Biological process (GO): glutathione metabolic process
Molecular function (GO): glutathione transferase activity
Source: RefSeq, a predicted model, not a curated record